AUGGAGGAAACUGCUAAAGAUCCCAGCCAAGAGCAAACUUCUUCAGGAAUUCCGUCACAAAAUCUCCCUGCUCAGGAAAAUGCUGAAGGUAAACAAGUAUUAGAUCUAGAAAGAACUAAAGAGAGUACUUCAAUCCCAGUGGAAAAAGCAAAGAUUCCUUUAUCUCCUGAAGAAAUGAUGGAAAGCCUGAUGGAAAAAUCGAUCGAAGAAUUAGUUGAAAUCAAGCUCAGGAAUAUCCAAAGCUUCAAGGAGCUUAAGUUCUGAUAUGAAGGUCUUGAGGACGAGAACGAAGCUUUGAAUAAACUAAAUUCUACAUAUAAGCAACACAUUGGGGAACUUAUCGAAGCUGGAAAAUAUGCUAUAGAUUCUAUGAAUCAUGAAAAGACAGAGAAGUCAAGCUUUUUUAGUAAAUUCAAUUUCCGUAAGAACAAGAAGAAAAAGAAGGGAAACUUCAACACCAUCGGGAAAUCAAUCAAAUUAAGCGAAAAUAUUGGAGAUUUUAAGAGAUCAGAUCCUGCUGUUGGAGCAGGUAUCACUCUAAAAAAUGACAUUAAACAGAAAGAAGCUAUUGAUAAAGCUCUUGGAAUUCAAGGAUAUGUCAAACAAAAGUCCCGACCCACCACAGUUAUCCAAAAUAUUGAAGAUGAAGCGGAAGGAGAAUGAGAACCCCCUCCAACAAAAGAAGAUUUCCAUGCUAAUUUAGAAUCAGAGAAGAACAAUGAAGAGCAAGAAGAGAAGAAAGAUGAGCACCUAGAAAAACCAAAAUCAGAAGAGCAGCCAGAAAAAGAACAACAACAAGAGAACCCAGAACCUGAAGAAAUCCAAGUUGAAGAAGAUGAUAUAGUUCAAGAGGUUCAUGAAGUUUCUGAACCAAAAGAGGAUCACAUAGAAAAUGAAGAACUCCAUGAAGCAAAUAAAAUUGAACUUGAAACAGAGGAAGUUAAAAAAGAAGAAAACCAUAAUGUGAGUAAUGAGAAAGACCUAGAACAAGUAAAAGAGCCAGCCCAAGUUCAAGAGCCGGCUCAAGUUCAAGAACCAGCUCAGGUUCAAGAACCAGCUCAAGUUCAAGAGUCAGCUCAGGUUCAAGAGCCAUCUAAUGAACCUUCUCAAGAUCCACAAGAGGAAGAAAGCGAUAGUUGAAACGAAAUUCCAGCUGUAGCAGAAAGUUCUGAGCCUGACCUUCAGGAUGAAAACUCUGUAGGACAUCCUCCAAAAGACCAUUCAGAUAGCAAGGAUGAGUCCCUACAAGAGUCAGAAGAAGUGAGCGAAAAUGAAGAUCUUAGUAACCUGAGCGGAAACCAAGAUGCUGAAGAAGAGAAGGGUAUAGAAGGACUUAUAGAAGUAGCAAGAGAUAAUCAUGAAGAACCUCACCAAGACUCAGAUCAGGAUGACUACAGAAGUGAAGAAAGUUACGGAAGCGAAGAAGGAGAGCAAGAUGAUAAUGGACAUCAAGAUAAAUCUCCGCCAGAGAAAUAGAGAU
Moneuplotes crassus is the source of this 1480-nucleotide messenger RNA. The record is from the annotation of a GenBank genome assembly. Lineage: Eukaryota; Ciliophora; Spirotrichea; Euplotida; Euplotidae.